CCCUGCUGCGUCUCGGGCUCCCACGCCGGCUCAGUGACGGGCGGGGGCUCUCUGCAGUGGCAGCCCCGAGCCGGGGCCGGGAGAGCCUGACCUUGCCGUCCCCCGGGGGGCGCAGGACCACCGGCAGCAGCAUGGGCGGGAGGGCUGGUCUGCGAACCGCCAGCCCCACCUGCCUGCCGGGCUGGACCCUGCACCCGACGGGCUCUGGCAAGAUGCUGGGCUGGAGCCUGCUGCUGCUGCUGGCUUCCGUGGGGCGCAGCGAGGCGGCGGAGGAUGGCGAAGUCAAUGCAGAGGCCUGGCUCCGGCUGUAUGGCUACCUCCCGCAGUCCAGCCGGCAGAUGUCCACCAUGCGGUCGGCGCAGAUCCUGGCCUCCGCACUCUCCGAGAUGCAGAGGUUCUAUGGGAUCACGGUGACGGGCGUCCUGGACGAGGAGACCAAGCUGUGGAUGAAGCGGCCUCGCUGUGGUGUCCCGGAUCAGUUUGGAGUCCAGAUCAAAGCCAACAUGCGGCGGAAGCGGUACGCACUCACUGGGCGGCGCUGGAGCCAAACCCACCUGACCUUCAGCAUCCAGAACUACACAGAUAAGCUGGGGCGGUACCACUCGUACGAGGCCAUUCGCCGAGCCUUCCGGGUGUGGGAGCAGGCCACGCCCCUCGUCUUCCAAGAGGUCCCCUACGAUGACAUCAGGCACAAGAGGAGGAAGGAGGCCGACAUCAUGGUGCUCUUCGCCUCCGGUUUCCACGGAGACAGCUCCCCCUUCGAUGGCAUGGGGGGCUUCCUCGCCCAUGCGUAUUUCCCUGGCCCUGGGAUGGGAGGGGACACACACUUCGACUCAGAUGAACCCUGGACACUGGAAAACACCGACGUGUUUGGCAACAAUCUUUUCUUGGUGGCCAUCCACGAGCUGGGGCACUCGCUGGGGCUGGAGCACUCCAGCAAUCCCAGUGCCAUCAUGGCCCCCUUCUACCAGUGGAUGGACACGGAGAACUUCCAGCUGCCCGAGGACGACCUCAAGGGCAUCCAGCAGCUGUACGGUGCCCCUGAUGGACAGCCCCAGCCCACCCGGCCCCUCCCUACGGUGACUCCCCGUGGCCCUGGAAAGCCAGACCACAGACCCCCCAAGCCACCUCCCCCCGGUAAACCAGAUCGGCCCCCGAAACCAGGCAACCCGGACCGGCCCGACCAGUACGGGCCCAACAUCUGUGAUGGAGAGUUCGACACCGUGGCUGUGCUACGCGGGGAAAUGUUUGUGUUUAAGGGCCGAUGGUUCUGGAGGGUUCGCCAUAACCGGGUGCUGGACAACUAUCCCAUGCCCAUCGGGCACUUCUGGAGGGGCCUCGCUGGGGACAUCGACGCUGCCUACGAGAGGCACGACGGCAAAUUCGUGUUCUUCAAAGGGGAUCGGUACUGGCUCUUCCGAGAGGCAAACCUGGAGCCCGGGUACCCGCAGCCCCUCACCAGCUAUGGGCAGGGCAUUCCCUACGACAAGAUCGACACUGCCAUCUGGUGGGAGCCCACGGGACACACCUUCUUCUUCCGCGGGGACAGGUACUGGCGCUUUAACGAGGAGACCCACUCCGUGGAUCCUGGCUACCCGAAACUGAUCACCGUGUGGGUGGGAAUCCCUCCCACGCCCAAGGGGGCCUUCUUGAGCUCGGAUGCCUCGUACACCUAUUUCUACAAAGGCACCAAGUACUGGAAGUUCGACAAUGAGCGGUUGAAGACGGAGCCGGGGUACCCCAAGUCCAUCCUGCGGGACUUCAUGGGCUGCCAUGAGGCACCUGUGCCAGACCCCGACCCUGGGCACCGAUGGCCUGACCUGGACAGACCUCCCUUCAACCCGGACGGCAGGGGCACGGAUGCCGAACGGGAGGGGGACGAAGGGGAGGCCGAAGCACGCCCCAGUGACCGAGAGGAGGAGGAGGAGGAGGAGGACUACAGCGGCCCCACCCGGGGCAACGGCAAUGACGUGGACAUCGUGGUGCAGAUAGACAAGUACACGCGGACCAUGAGCAUCGUCAUGGUGAUGGUGCCGCUGGUGCUGCUGCUUUGCGUUCUGGGCCUCAUCUACGCCAUCAUCCAGAUGCACAGGAAGGGGGCUCCUCGGAUGCUACUCUACUGCAAACGCUCCUUGCAGGAGUGGGUCUGAUCCUGGACCCCUGCCCCACCAUGACCCCCCUCAGCCCGAUCCCCCUCUUCACCACCAUGGUGCUAACAAAGAAGCUUGAGAAGACGAAGCCCCUGGAGCCUUUCUCGGACUACUUACACCAAGAUUUUGCACAUUGAGUUGAAUGCGCUUGGCCAGGCCUACUCCCCCCUCAAGCAUGUAGGAGAUGCCCCACUGCAGACUCCUCCGUGCCUACAGCCGCUCUCUGCCCUUCCCGUGCCUGGAUCAAGGCCGCCUAUGGCCCCCUCCCUGCUGGGGGAGAGGGGGGUUGCCCCACAAUCUGGGUUGCUCCCAGUGUUCCCGCUGGGCGAGGGAGACCAUGUCCGUGCUCUGCAGCCCCUGAUCUCUCAUCGCUGCAGGGUUGGCAGUGGGGAGCAGCCAGUUGCUGGGGGCCCCCAUCUCUGCUUCAUGGAAGCACAUGGGCCCCAAGCGCCGAAUUCCCCACGGGAGGGGACAGCUGAGUGGGUUUCCCUUACAGCACUUCUGAGCCAUGGGGGUCUCUUCCCCCUGUCCUCAGACGCCACCUCCCUUGGCUGCGUUCUCGGCUCAGCGCCCAGCCACAGGCUCGGAGGGGCAGAACUCGAAAUGCAUCCUCAGCUCGGCUCUUCCCCCAGGAAUCAGCCCUCAGGGAUGUUUCCCUUUGGCGCCCAUCCACAUGUUGUGCAUGUGUUGUCUGUGCCGUGUCCUGGCUGGGCCCAUGGAGCAGGAGAUGCGGAUCCUAGUCUGGGUGGUUCACCCCAGCAGGUCACCAGUCUGGUCACUCCUAAGGGGAUACAUCCCCCAGCCCGAGGGAAGGGAGGCCUUUUCCCAGGUAAGGUCCUAGAGGAGAGGCCCAGCUCCUUGGUCCAUCCAAGGUGCUCUGGCUCUAAUGCCUGUUUCAAGGAGAGUCCCUGCCCCUCUGUUCCCCUCCCCUCCCCUCCCUGUCUCCUCACGUCAGUGGUCUUACAGCCCCGCUCCUCCCUGGGGUGGGUGGGCGAGUUGCUCAGUGCACUGCCCUGGGGAAAUGGGAAGCCAUCUCCCCGGCCCCUCUUCUCGCCCGCCUGCCUGGCCAGUGCUAACAUCUAGCAGCAGCUUUUCCCCACAUGCAGUGCACUAGUGCUGGGACCCAGGGGAGACAGCUGCUUCCAGGAGCUGCUCCCUUGGGCUCUGGACACUGGCUUUCCUGGGCCAAGGUACAGAAAGGGGAGGGCACGUGCCAGCUGGAGAACUGGAUUCCAAUCCUGCCUCGGGUCACGGGUGACAUGAGUUUGAUGACCUCCGCCUUGUGUCUAGCAGGGAUUGGAAUGGGGACUGAGCAGGAUUAUACAUCUGAGCCCCUGUUUAGGAGGAAGCUGCGGGGGGCUGCAGGGCAGGACGGAGGAGCAUUGGCUGAGCUGGGUGGGAGCCUAGAACUGGAAUAGCAGGGGGCUGCAGGGUAUUGGCAGAGCUGAAGGUGCAAGAGGAGCCUAUCUCUGGCUGCUGGUCAUUACCCAGGCACUGGUUGGGUUGCAAGGCGUGCUGAGCUGGGCUUUCUGGCCCAGGCCGGCAGGGUGGAGGUGACAUCACUGUGUUUAUUUCCUGUUUAACUGUUUGCAGCUGGGAAACGAGGGAGGUAAGGAGCCUAAAGAUAGUAGAGGUCUCUGGAACCUGGCCUGGGAAGGCUGGCCAGGAGCCGAGGGCCUGUGCUCUCUCCCAGCCCAGGGACAUGGGUUGGUUCCCAUCAGGGCCUCCAUCCAUUGGGAAGAUACUUACGAUAGAAGUCGCCCCAUAGCUGCUUUUCAUCUGCUUCCUUCUCCCCCGCACCUCCACUUCCGAAACAAACAGCAGCCUCUGGGGCCUGUGGGAAAUGGGGCUGGGAAAGCAACAGCUCCAGCCCCCACUGCCCUAGAGCAGAGCCUGAGAAUGCCGUGCUUGGGAAGCGGGGCCAGGGGGGGAGAUGCAGUUUAGAAACUCUAUGUAACAGCUUUUGUGGGAGGCAAGGGACAGCCCGACACAGGCUUGCAGCUUGGGUGGAACAAAGCUCUGGCUCUUACAGAGGGGUUCAGCCUCUGGAAAGGGGGCAGCAAGGCCGGAUCGACACCUCCCCAGUUUGGUCAGCAGCCUGGCAAACCACAGCUUAGCAGACACUGUACAAGUUCCUUGUAACUACAUCACUGCAUUGGACUGUAAAGAGAUGGUGGCCUUGUCAGGCCCGCACACCUCUUCCCGGAGAGUUGGGGUCCACCAGGAAGGUUGUGUAUCAGGAGCAAGGGGUCUCUGAACACCCAACUCCAGUGGGUGUGGCUGUGGCCUUCGUGCCUUUCUCCUGAUCCAGAGGGCAGAACCCACGCUGCAGAGCCUGCCUGCUCCUCCAUUCUUGCACCUGAUGUGCCGGCUUUCCCCUGAAUGGGGAAAUUGUCCCAGCACCGCCGAUGGGCACAAGGUGGAGAAACGGGUGGGAUUUACUGUGGGUCCCUGACGCCUGUACUCUGAGACAGACCUGGCCUGGCCAAAUCUGCCUUUUUUCAUGAUUGAGUAAAAUACUGGUAGUUUUGUUAUCGUGGGCAAGGGCCAGCAAGCACUAUUUGUGUUUGGGCUAGGCUGUUUCCCUGGCAGUUUUGCCCAGGCACAUGGGAUGUGCCUAGCCAGAGCGGAUGGGAGUUUACUGCACACCACAGGGUUGAAUAGGCUGCUGGGGCUAAAGAUUGAGCCAGCUCCUCACCCGCUGGGAAUCAGCAUCUCUCCAUUGACUUGGACGAGAGCCUCCUCCUUCAUAAAUGGAUGUGGCGCCAAUGGACCAGAUCCCCAGUUGAUGUAAACCGGUAAAACUCCAUUGACUUCAGUGGUGCGAUACCAGUUUAGACCUACUAAGGAUCUGGCCCCAUAGGUGUCCUUCCCUGCCCCUGACACUGAGCUGGAGGUGAGAUUGCACCACAGGGUCCCUGGGAGCCUGCCCCCUGCCAUGCUACGUGUAGAGCAGUGGCCUGGGGGAGGUGUGGCUGGGGACUCAGGGGUUGGUUCCAAACUGGUGCCUCUAGCAGGGCAGUUCACUCAGUGCCCCAGAGGCAACUUGUUUGGGAUCCUGGAGGACUCCCCGAGCCCUCCUAGGGCGGCCUGGCCUGAUCUGCAGGUGAGGACCAUUGAUGAUACAGCACUCUAGGGUCCCAGGCAGCAGGGCCACUUGCUGUCCGUCACCCCAGGGUGCUCCUUCCCUGUGGGCACCUCAGGUAUUACUGCAAAGGCAGGCAUUUAUCCCAGGACCUGAAGCUGCCAGGCAAGAUCGUUCUCAACCCUCGGGGUCGGGAGGAGUCUUGCUGGAGUCCCCAGGAGUGUGGAUCCCUCACUCAGUACCCCUCUACCUACCCCCCCCCCCCCGCAUGGGAAAGCACAGGCUCCCAGCUUCCCCGUCAGCGACCAUGUGGCCACCUUUGUUUGGAAAAAGCCUUUUGUUGGCUCCAGCCGCUUCUCUUUCCCAUUUGGAGCCUUCCCAGCCUGAUCAGCCAAAGCCGUUCCCCUCUUUGAGCCCAGCUGGAGCUGGGCCGGGGCCAGGCACUCGCAGAAUCCUUGGCUGUAAUGAAUGGAAAAUUGUUCCAUUUUUAAGCGCACAGGUGUGCACUGGAGAAAGUGCAUUUUGGGCCAGGGCUGGCCCAGAGCCCAGCUCCCCCUUCACUCUGCCUUGGGGAGGAAUUCUACGCCCUGUCUUCCUGAAGGCAGUUCGGCUCUGCUGGGGCAGCGUCCCCCCCCAGGGGAUCCUUUCACCUCACUCACCCUGCUCGUGGGACCCUGCAGGGGUGAGCUCACCAUGGUGAGAGACUGAUCGUCCUCUCCAUGCUGACUCCUGCUCGGAACGGGCCCCAAUCGCGCAGCAUUAGCAAGGCAGGCUGGGGUUAGGUUCCCAAGGCUGUCAGGCCCUCAGCCUCAGAGGAACUUAGGUCCCUAACUUCCAGGAUCUGGACCUCAGCACCAACAGGCCCCAUUGAAAUGUGAGCCUGAGGCUCCCUAGCAGGGCACCAAUGCUUGAGGUAGUGACCCCCGAUUCCCCAAAAUCAGCUGCCUCUGAGGAGGGGCUGUUUCUGUGGCCUGACAGCUAUCCCUACCCCAUGUCUUUGUCCCCACAUACCGUCCAUGCCCCUAAUCAGCACAGGGGAAAGGGACUGGACGGGAGGGUAACUAGCCCUAAGCACCUCAGCUCUGUACCGGCAGGUGUGGC
Molecule: messenger RNA, 6336 nt
Organism: Chelonoidis abingdonii (Abingdon island giant tortoise)
Lineage: Eukaryota; Metazoa; Chordata; Testudines; Testudinidae
Gene: MMP15
Product: matrix metallopeptidase 15
Biological process (GO): collagen catabolic process; extracellular matrix organization; proteolysis
Cellular component (GO): extracellular matrix
Molecular function (GO): zinc ion binding; metalloendopeptidase activity
Source: RefSeq, a predicted model, not a curated record